Molecule: messenger RNA, 1416 nt
Organism: Alternaria rosae
Lineage: Eukaryota; Fungi; Ascomycota; Dothideomycetes; Pleosporales; Pleosporaceae
Product: glycoside hydrolase
Exons: 2
Coding region: 148-1206 (352 amino acids)
Biological process (GO): carbohydrate metabolic process
Source: RefSeq, a predicted model, not a curated record
CUUCGAUCACUGUCACAGCGUCUGGGGAAAACAUAAAACACAGAGCGGUUCGCCUCCGUUAGUUGUCACUUCCUUAUCAAGUCAACAUCCUCCCAUCGGACUCGAAGCACCUCAGUAAUCCCUAUUGUCGCUAUUCCUUAAUCCACCAUGAAGUACCUCACAGCGCUGUUGAUACCUCUUCUCUAUUGUACUCCCAUAUACGCAGACUUUGCCGACGACGCUUUCUCAGCAAUAAGAACUCUACAAGAAAAAUGGUACAAUUAUGAUACUGGUUUAUGGAACGACUUAUGGUGGCAGUCUGGCAACAUUAUUGAGACCAUCGCCCGCUUCGGUAUCCAGGAUACCGACUUCAAGGAGUACGCCCUUAUGAUCAUCUCCAACACAUACGCCAAAUCGCCCCAACAGCACGGUGCAGAUGCAUGGAAAAACAAGUUCUAUGAUGACGAGGGCUGGUGGGCCAUGGGUUGGAUAGCCUCAUACGAUCUUACGGGUGACGUCAAGUACCUCAACACAGCCAGGGAUAUCUUCGCAGACAUGACUACGGGCUGGAAUACGCCGUGCGACGGCGGCCUAUGGUGGUCCAAAGACCGUGACUACAUCGCUGCCAUCUCAAACGAACUCUUCCUAUCCGUUGCUGCCCAUCUGGCAAACCGCGCCGAGGGCCAGCAAAAAGAGGACUACACCAAUUGGGCUCGGAUGGAGUGGGACUGGUUCAAGAAGUCAGGUGUAAUCAAUUCCGACGGCUUAGUAAACGAUGGCAUCGAUCCAUCGAGCUGCAAGAACAACGGCAGAACAACUUUUACCUACAACCAAGGCAUCGUCCUGGCCGGCCUUUCGGAAUUAGCUCGUGCAACAAACGACGGCGAUUACAUCGAAGAAGCCUACAAGCUCGCCACGGCGUCGACAUCCAAACUCAGCGAUGCCAGCGGUAUCCUUACCGAGCCCGUCGGUGGCGCUCUCGACCCCGUCGCCUCGCAGUUCAAGGGCGCAUACGUUCGCGGUCUAUCAACAUUGUACGAGAAUGUACCGCAAAAAGGUGUCCAGCAAUUCUUCAUGCGCAACGCGAAUGCAGCGAGGAGUCAGCCCAGGGUUGAUGGAGGCGUUAUUAUAGAUUUGUGGCAGGGGCCAAGCGACAAUGGCAACCCAAGUACACAUGCGAGUGGCAUUGACAUCCUUGUCGCCGCCGCGCUGGCUGGUGAAGCUUAAGAUGACUAGCAUUUGUUCUAGUAAUGUUUUAUACCCCGUUCUGUUUUCAUUUUCUCGGUUGUUUGCCGCUGGAUUUCGCGGAUUUUGUGGUCAUCUUCGUCCAAGAGAAGAAUCAUUUUGUUUAAUGGUAAUUACGAAUUUAACGACUAGAUAUCAGACUCUAUUUCUGAACGAUACUGUUCAUGUACGUGCCUAACAUCGUCGUUGGUG